CCAACGUCCAACAAUUCAAACGUUCCAAAAAAAAAAAAAAAUCAACGUCUCUGGUUCCGUAUCGUCUCGUCUCGCCACUCUGUAAAUUUCGCAAGUCUCUUCGAAACGCCUCUUAGCAAACAAAAAUCCCUUUUGAAUUUUUGAAUUGGAAAGCAGAAGGAGAAGAAAGAAGAAGAAGAAGAAGAAGAAGAAGAAGAAGAAGAAGAUGAGUCAGCGACAGCAAGCAGACGGUCAAACCCACAAACCAAACACAACCACAACCACAGACCCAGCGAUACCAUCGGAACCAGAGAAAAACCUCCACUCCUCCGACUACGCUCCAUAUCCAAAGCUCCAACCAACCGACGUUAUUCCGCCCCCACUCACCGAGACUUGGACCUCCGUCCCAAUCGCUUCGCAACCCCAAUCGCAACCUCAAGCUUCUCCUCCCUCCGAGCAUCCAUCCUCCUCUCCUGCGUUCCAGGCCGAAGCCCGUGCUCCCAUCGCCGCCGACACUGCUGCCACCUCCAUGCCGUCCGAGUCCAAUCCUUACGUUUCCCCUUCUCCGGCGCCGGUGCCGGGUUCCUCCGCCAAGAAUAAGAUGGAUUCAGUGAAAGAUGUUCUAGGGAAAUGGGGAAAAAAGGCAGCAGAGGCUACCAAAAAGGCUGAGGACCUUGCUGGGAACAUGUGGCAACACUUGAAAACGGGUCCUAGUUUUGCUGAUGCUGCUGUGGGAAGAAUAGCUCAGGGAACAAAGGUACUUGCAGAAGGCGGUUAUGAAAAGAUCUUUCGACACAAUUUUGAGACUGUUCCUGAGGAGCAACUUCUAAAGACAUAUGCCUGCUACCUAUCCACAUCAGCUGGUCCGGUAAUGGGAACUUUAUAUUUGUCAACGGCAAAGCUUGCAUUUUGUAGUGACAACCCACUUUCCUACACAACUGAUGGCCGGACCGAGUGGAGUUAUUAUAAGGUGGUUAUUCCGUUGCAUCAGCUUAAGUCUGUCAGUCCAUCAACCAGCAAAGUCAAUCCAUCAGAAAAGUACGUACAGGUUAUCUCUGUUGACAACCACGAAUUUUGGUUUUUGGGUUUUGUACACUAUGAUAGUGCUGUGAAAAAUCUCCAAGGAGCAUUGCAGCCUCACAGCUUGUGAUAAGUGAUAAGCAUUAUGCCAAGCUUCCUUUCUGUUAUAUAAUACACUUCAUCAUACUACACCUAUCAAAGCUGUGUUCCUGUGCUGGAUAAGGAAAACCGGAGUUAAUCAUCUUUGUAUUUUAUGCUGUUUGGGGUUGUGGGAACUGGGGUGAUAUUCUUUGUUACUACUAGAUCAUAUAGAUUUUCAUUUUCAUGUUGUGAAAUUUGGGGUGAUGGAAUGUAACAGUGUAUUUGAGUUGUUAGUCACAUUUGUGAUUGCAUAUAUUUGUUUUUGACUCUGUAAUGGUAAUUUUUCUGUGGUGUUUGAAUAAUUUAGGUGUGUAUUCCAGUUGGUGAUAAAUAUUUGAAUUGGUAAUGGCACAUCCCCUUUUUUAUUCGUUUAUAUUA
Messenger RNA from Ziziphus jujuba (common jujube), 1518 nucleotides. Its product is annotated as GEM-like protein 1. Bases 206 to 1129 code for a protein of 307 amino acids. NCBI's taxonomy places the organism in Eukaryota, Viridiplantae, Streptophyta, Magnoliopsida, Rosales, Rhamnaceae. The transcript is spliced from 4 exons. The record is from RefSeq and is a predicted model, not a curated record.